UCAGACAGCGGUGGGCCGGCCGGCUGGUGUUGGUGUUGUGCUGCCUUCCCUUCCCUCCCCCGGUUACAGGUGUCCGGCUGCAGGAGCGGCUCUGCCUGCGGGUCUGUGUGUGAGUGAGAGAGAGAGCAGCAGCGCCGCCAUGUCAGCCGAGGCCGAGAGCACCACGAAGGAGCCCGGCGCGGGCAAGGACGGUGAGGACGAGGAGCAGUGGCUGUAUGGAGAUGAAAACGACCCCAAUAAACAGGAGGAUGAACCGGCAGUUGACAGCAUGGAAGCUCCUGCUCCAACUGCUGCUAUGGAAGAAGCUAGAGGGAAUGGUGUGGUGAAAAUGAAUCCUGCAGUUGAAGGGGAGGAUGAAAGUGACAGUGAUAGUGAUGAUGACGAUGAUGAUGUUCAAGUCACCAUUGGGGACAUUAAAACUGGAGCACCACAAUAUGCCUAUGGCGUAACACCUGUAAAUCUCAAUAUCAAGUCUUCCGGUAGACUUUAUGGAUCAGGGACAAAAUCUGGAAAGGGAGUUGAUCUUGAUGCACCUGGUGACAUCAAUGGAAUCCCAACAUUAGAAAUAGACUUGGAUUCUUUUGAAGAUAAACCUUGGAGAAAACCAGGUGCUGAUCUUUCUGAUUAUUUCAAUUAUGGUUUCAAUGAAGAAACCUGGAAAGCUUACUGUGAGAAACAAAAACGACUGAGAAUGGGUCUUGAACCUCUGCCUCUUGCCUCCACAACAAAUAGAAUCACAGUACAACAGGGUAGAACUGGAAAUCCUGAUAAAGAACCAGAGAUACCAACCACCAAAAUGGAUUUCCCUUCUCCUCCAAAUCGUUUCAGAGCAGGACCUCCACCCAACAGGUUAGAAAAUAGACAAAGAAGGCUGUCUGGGUCCAUAGAGGUUAUUGGAGGCCAAUUAAUAACCAUUGCCCGCGUGGAAGGUCGACGUCGUGAUAGAGGUGGCGCAGAUGAAAAUGCCAUCCAGGUUCUUGGAGACCAUGCAGUACCAGAAUUUAAUAACAACAACGCUGCAAAGCGUCCUUCAUUUAUGCCUCCAGGGGCACCUCCGCCUCAUAUGACUGGUCCACCUCCCCUGUUCCUGCCCCCUCCUCCUCCUGUCAACACGGGGCCUCCACUUCUCCAUCCACCAGGAAUGCCUUUAACUGCACCACCUCCAGGUUUCCUGCCUCCACCUGGAGCUCCACCACCUUCACUUGUACCACUAGAAAGACUACAGUCGGCAUUGACAAGUGGACCUACAACAUACAACAGCCGAACCGCUCCCCCAUUUGGUUAUCCAACCAAUGAUUAUGGAAAUCUAUCAUAUCCUAACAUCCCAGCUUCCUCCUGGAGCGCCUUAAUGGACAACAACAAUAAACAACCGGCACAACAGCAGCAGCAGCAGCAGCAGCAGCAGCAGCAGCAGCAACAGCAACAGCAUUGGGAUUAUUAUCCACGGAGAGAGAGAGAAAGGGAGCGUGAACGAGAACGCACCAGGGAGAGGGAGCGAGAUCGGGACAGGGAGCGGGAGCAUGAGCGGGAACGUGACCGAAGCCCUAGUUCAAGUGCCUAUAAUGGAUCUUGUUCCAAUCUUAGACCGCCUUCCUUACUGUCCACCGUACCAGCAAUUCUGUCUGAAGUGUCUCGACCCAAAACAUCGCCUAUUCCUUUUCUCCAGAGACGCUGUCUGACCAGUAGUGAAGAAAAUCGUUACCGACACAGAGAAUAUUCCUCAGAUAAAGGUUAUGAUCGUGAGUACCAUCACAGAGAUAAAGUUAGCAGAGAAAAAGAAGAUAGACACAAAGAACGUAGACACCGUGACAAAGAGGAGGGGAGACACAAAUCUUCCAGAAGCAGCAGCAGACGGCGCCAUGACAGUGAAGAGGUUGAUGGUCAUAAACGACAUAAACACAAGAAAUCUAAGAGGAGCAAGGAAGACAAGGAAGCCAGUGAAGAGCGUUCCCAAGAGCCUGAGCCAAGUGAAGCUGCGAGCAGUAAUUAGAUAUUUUGCUCCUUGGCUGUUGUCUUCUUUAUUGUUUAAAAAAAAUAGGAAGAAAAAUGUUGGAAAUGCUUAAAAAUCAUUCAGGUAAUGACAAAUUUCAUCUGAAUUUCUGAAGAUAUCAGAACUUCAAUAUUUUGAAAGACUAUUGAAGAGUGGUGCUUCUCAGCACCAAUUGUGUUGUUAAUAACUAAAUUACUAUGUUUGUAUUAGUUUAUUGAAGAUGAAUACAAUUUCUGCAUUCUUGUUUAAAAGUAAUGUUUUACUUUUGACAGUUGUUUAUUGGAAUCGUAGCUUUCCUUUAAAGGAUGUACUUUUACUCGAACAGUCAUUAAAUUUGCUAUUUGUCCUGUAUGCCUGUUCUGGUAAGAUUUUGCUUGGCUAUAACUAUGACCAUACUUUGCUUUGUAGGUUUCACUACUCUUUUAGAGAGGGACAGAGAGAAUAAGUUAUGAAAAGACAGCAUCAAGUAGACAUUAGCCCACAGUUUCAUCGAACACCACAAACUAACUGUGGCACAUGUGCCAGACCUCUCUUUACCUGGACUCUUCCGUUUUAACCUUUUAGCUUUAAACCAGCCAUAGCUGUUGGAUCUAAAACAGCUCCUCUCAUUAGAACAUUCACAAAAUAUUGUGAUUUGUUUUAACUUAAUUUUCGUUUAUUAAUUUACUGCUUAUUUAAUGUGAAUUUUGUUCACUUUUUGUUGUUUUUCCCCAAAUGUCUCUGAGCGUAGACAAUUGGAAACAGUGGAAAAGGUAUUGGGCAAGUCGUUCGGCAAACCUUUUAUUUCCAUUGCUUGCAGCCAGGCCUGAAUCAGUGUGAUCCAAUCCACUGUACAUUAAUCUGCAACACUACUUUCUGCUUAUUUAAUGUGAAUUUUGUUCACUUUUUGUUGUUUUUCCCCAAAUGUCUCUGAGCGUAGACAAUUGGAAACAGUGGAAAAGGUAUUGGGCAAGUCGUUCGGCAAACCUUUUAUUUCCAUUGCUUGCAGCCAGGCCUGAAUCAGUGUGAUCCAAUCCACUGUACAUUAAUCUGCAACACUACUUUCCAUGAAUAUCCAAUAUGAAUUGAACCCAAAAAUGGUGGUAGAAGUUAUGAUAUUUCAUCCUUACUUAAAUACUACAAGUAUCAGCACAUGCUUUAUGAAACUGCACCAAAUUUGUUCGGCCACAAUGUUUGCAGUUUAUAUAAACCAGUCAGAAAUACAAUAUUUUGCCCGGUUUCUUUUCAGUUACAGUAAAAUAAUGUAAACUCUUAAUUAGCAGAGAUAAGAUUUAUUGUAGUUCUGCCACUCUUCCAAGAUACUUUUUUUCUCAAAAUAAGACUUUUUUUGACGUGACAAUUACAGAGAACCCAUUCACCAACACACCUGGAGUAUUCAUUGCAAUCCAAAAUGCAAUAGUGAAUAUUUUCAGUCCUGAAUUUAAUUUAAGAUUGCACUUCCUAAGUGCAUUAAUGCAUUGUGUUCCAUUUUUUUUCUUUAAGCAUCCUGUCCCAGUUGAGUUUACAAGCAAAUAGACUAUAUCUUCAGAAAAUAUAAUUUAAAAAUCAUUUGGGACUCCCGGUGUUUAUAGAAACGCAUACAAAAUUAAUUAUAUUGCUAUUUGAGUAUCAGGGUUUUCAAUGAUGUGGUUCCUUGGCAGAAUCAUUGGCUUUGACUAAUUUUAGUUCCGUAUUCUUAAUAUCAAUAUAAUCCAUUCUAGAGACGGCUGCCAGGCCAAGAUGCCACAGUGAGAGUAACUUUUCCUCUUAUUUCUUUAAGUAUCUUCACCAGACAAGAGUGAGUUAUUCCAGAGGUAUUUCUUCCAUUGAUUGCCAAAAUUACAUCUCCGCAUCUGCAACAAGAUAAUAUAUGCAUAAUGCUUAAUAGCUAGUUAAUGUCAAUUGAACCAUAAAUUGUUAUAAAGUAGAAGAGAUUGACUUACUUUGGUAAUCUAUAGUAAAUAAUUAUCUUGGUCUGAUAUUGAGAUAUUUUAUUGAUUAUCAAAUGAAGUUCUUCUGCUACCAUCUAACAGCAGAGAUGCAUUCUCUGCACCUAUGUCCCAAUUGUUCUUCCCAUUUGUUCACUGUUCCAAAUUUUAGAGGUUCAAAAAUGCCUAAAUAAUGAAUCUAUUGGGUAGAUUCAGCAGCCUGCUUGGUGUUUUUUUAUUUUUCAUUGAAGCUUAGUAAAUUUCAAAUUUACAAAUCUAAAUAAGGGUCUAGUAGAAAGGGGAUUCGGGUGAACAUAGUGACAUUUUAUCAGUACUGGUAAAUGGCUGGGCAAAAGCUUUCACUGGUUCAUCUAAUGACCUAGAGGGCACAAAUUCAGGCUGACAUUUGGGUGAUUAAUUUUAUUUUGGGUGUUUGGAGAAUCAAGAGGGAUACUGAGAUAAUGGAUCACCUGGUUCUCACUGAAUAGCGGAAUGGAUGUGAGGUAUUAUGGCGUAUUCCUCCGAGCUCGUGUUCUUGCAUAGCAUUGACAGGGCUGUUCUAGUGGAGAUGGUGUAUUUCAUGUGAUGCCACCAUCUGCACACUGGUAGCUGCAUGCACUCUCUGCACCUGGGUCAUUUAUAGCUGUCAGUACAGUAAACAUUCACGAUAACAUGCCUCAGUACAUUACUUCGCCCAACAAAGAUGAUAUUUUAUUUAAUUGCAACAAGGAACUCUUUCGUUUGCUUUGUGUUGAGGUAUUUUGUUAGGUUCCCUGGCUUAGUCAAAUGCUUCGAAUUCUCAGAACUGGUUUACAACUUUUGACAAGCACCCUUUUAAGAACUACGAAAAAGCAGUUCAGUAAAACAGAAUUGCCUACUUUGGAAAGGGGGCAUAAAAUGUAAGUAAAUUCAGAAAUGUAGCGAUAGAACCAGAUGGGAAGUUUUUUUCUUAGCUGUGUAGGGUACGAUGCUAGAGGGAUUCCAAAAUGAAGUAAAGGUUAGUUUUGCUUAUGUCAUCCAUAUUAUGAGUUGUCGUAGAUCAUAUAUCUUAGUACUAUUACAUUGCUGGGUCAAUUUGAGAUCUUGUAUAUAAAGUGAGAGCGUUGCUGCCUACUAUAUGUUUAACUACACUUUAAAAUUACUAGUAUCUUCUGCAAAGCACAAUGUAAAAUGUAAAUGCAAUCUAUACUAUUAAAGGAGUGCCACGCAGUGGUCAGUUGAAGCUGUGAGAACA
Amblyraja radiata (thorny skate) is the source of this 5131-nucleotide messenger RNA. RefSeq names its product FIP1 like 1a (S. cerevisiae) (gene fip1l1a). The transcript is spliced from 18 exons. NCBI's taxonomy places the organism in Eukaryota, Metazoa, Chordata, Chondrichthyes, Rajiformes, Rajidae. Gene Ontology annotation, cellular component: mRNA cleavage and polyadenylation specificity factor complex. The record is from RefSeq and is a predicted model, not a curated record. The coding region runs from base 140 to 1990 and encodes 616 amino acids.